This is a messenger RNA of Eruca vesicaria subsp. sativa (arugula), 810 nucleotides long. NCBI's taxonomy places the organism in Eukaryota, Viridiplantae, Streptophyta, Magnoliopsida, Brassicales, Brassicaceae. The record is from the annotation of a GenBank genome assembly.
CUUGUGCUGAAAACAAAUAACUUUGAGCUUCACUCAAAAAUAGACAAACACAAGCUUUUGUUUUUUUUCUGUUUUCACUUUAAAGCUCAGUCAGAUCUAAUCAGAUCUCACCAACAAUGCUCAAUGCCAACAUUCUCCCCGGCCUUUUCCUCAUCUUUCUCCUCUUCACUCUCUCCUCCGGGCUGACCCCUCCGGCACCAGAACCAGAGGCCGCCGAUGGACCUUCUUCUCCGACGAACUGUCUAGUAAGUAUGCUAAACGUAUCAGACUGUCUCUCGUACGUUCAGGUGGGGAGCACCGAGACUACGCCAGAAGCUGCUUGUUGCCCGGAGCUUGCUUGGAUGGCUCAAAGCUCUCCUGAGUGCGUCUGUAAUCUGCUGGGCGGCGGCGCAUCACCACGUUUCGGAGUCAAGCUUGAUAAGCUGAGAGCUGAGGAACUUUCUUCAAUUUGCGGUGUGAAAGCUCCGUCGCCUAGUUUGUGUUCAGGCCCUUCGUCUUAUUGCUCAAGUCAAAGUAUUAUCUUUUCUCUCCUUGGACAAUGGUUCUUCGUUUCUCUCCCCUUAGGCAUCUUCUCUGUGGAAAACACACCACCACAACGUAGCGUGUAUCAGUGGGGAUCAACUCUCUUUUUCUCUCUUAAGCGGCUGCAGCCUUUUUUUUUUCUUUUAAGGGUGAACGAAAGUGUGCAUACGGAUAUAUAAACACAUAUGCCUCUGUUUUAGGGUUUUUAGGGAUAAUGGAUUUUAUUUGGGCUUUAAAGAUUAAGAUAUAAUUUGUUUUACUGCCAUAAAUUUAUAAAGUCUCUUGAUU